ACGCUUCACAGUUCGUCAUCCGACUUCAAUUACUAUACUCCUCAUUUGUCGAACUUGUGCUCCUCGUCAAUUUCUUCACUCUACAAUUGAAACAUAUAAUCAAACAAGUAGCAUAUUAUCACUCGUCAUUUUUUCUUUUUGUUUUGUGACCUAACUUACCAAGAUCUUGUAUAUUUCGUAUCGAACUGUUUCCCCUCGGAAUGCUUAUGGCAAAAACAAGUAGGGCUCAAGUGAUACAGGCCUUCGGCCCAUGGGACGCCUAUUGAUCCAAUUUCAAGCCCAAGCUAUCGACUCUUUUUUUUUUAUUACGAUUAAACCAAGCUAUCGUCUCUGCUAAACUGAACUUUCAAAUUUCCUGGAAUUUUCUAGGGUUCUGAAACCUUCCAUGGAGAGUUCCAAGUUCUGAUAAACGUUUGAGACUCGUUCGGCUUGGCGUUAGACCUUUAGAGAUGGAGCAGCCGGUCAUUACCUCGGAGGAAGGAGCGUCUAAUGCCUCGCUUCUGAAUCCACCUUGUCGCAUAAUCUGCCAUGUAUGCCAGAAGCAGUUCUCGCAAUACACUUGUCCACGGUGCAAUUCACGAUACUGUUCUCUCCAGUGCUACAAGUCACAUAGUGUGCGGUGCACUGAAUCGUUUAUGCGGGAGAACGUAGUUGAGGAGCUGAAGCAUUUGAAACCUGGCGAUGACAGUAGGCGGAGAAUGGUGGAUAUAUUGAAACGUUUUCAUUCUGAGGAAGAAGAGAUGGGGUCUAUUGAUGAGGAUGAAGAUUCAUUUCUGUCUGAGCAGACCAUUGAAAAGAUGGUUUCUGGAGGUCAAAUUACUCUCGAUGAUCUUUCUGUCGAAGAGAAGAAACGAUUCGAAAGAGCUUUAGCAUCCGGGGAGCUUAGCAAGUUCUUCAAGCCAUGGGAUCCUUGGUGGUUGAAGCCUUCUGCCAGAGCCAUCUCACUCAGUAAGCAAGGAACUCAACUCGUGCAACCAAUUACUGAUAUGGAUCAUGAACCAUCAUCAUCCCUUCAAGACAAUGGUGCACAAGACGAGUCAUCCAUUGAUAUCCCUCCUGGCCCUCAAACCCCACUACCACCAUUAGCAAAACUAAUCACUACAGAGCCCUCUCCACUUCUAGCUAUCCAUCUGGUAGACAUCAUAUAUUCGUACUGCUUCACGUUGCGACUCUACAAUGGAGACUGGAACUCCGAUGCCAUGGGAUCAGUGACCGUCUUGUUGAGCGUCUCUCAAGUUUUAGGCCAAGCCUCUCAGCCAGAAAAUGUGAUGGAAGCCCUGUCUUAUUGCUUGGAGCAAGCUUGCUCUCCCGAGUACAAGCACAUUGGGGGUUCCCGAUUCGGACUCUCCAUCAUUGAAGACGUGAUCACGCUGCUCUCGCUUGGUCGUGGUGCUCUAAUAUGCAUGCUUGCUGACCUGGAGAGGUUAAUUCGAGCCGGGGUGAAGGAGCUGAAAGCAGAGAGACGCCGGAAUUCGAGCUCAGAGAUCAGAAGCAAGUUGAAGCCCGCAGAGAGGAAAGUCUACUUUAUCAUGUGUUGGGUGAAUGAACAGCCUGAUGAAGCUUGGUCUUCUCUAGCUACCAUUGUUAGAACAGAGCAAGCCUCUGUCUUGGAUUGUUGCAACGGUGGUCAUAAGCUUGUGAAGAAAUCCAAGGACAAAACUGGAGGGAAGGCUUUCAUUGAAGAGAUUGUAUAGAUGCACCUUUGUUCUUGUUGUAGCCCUCUUGCAUUUCGAAUUAAGAAAUUCUGUUGAU
Molecule: messenger RNA, 1752 nt
Organism: Linum trigynum
Lineage: Eukaryota; Viridiplantae; Streptophyta; Magnoliopsida; Malpighiales; Linaceae
Source: the annotation of a GenBank genome assembly